AUGGAUCCUUUAACAAUCGACCUCGUGAAUCGACGCUCUUCGAAUUCCGGCAACGCCUCGCUGGAUCUCUUAACUAUAUUUCCCAAAUUUCCACCGGAGGGACUUGCUUUAACUUCACUGUCUUUCAACCAGCUAUCAAUGUGCUCGAAGAGAUCAAUGAUUUUCUUGAAUCAAACUUAUCUGAGAUUAUUACCAUCAUCCUCGAAGAUUAUGUCAAAAUCUCCAGGGGGAUUGACUAAGAGUCUACCAGAUUUUAUUUUUGUUCAUGUUUCCGGUUCGAGAAUGCCGAAAGACGCUACGGACUGGCCAACAGUGGAUGAUGACAUGGUGAAGCAAAACCAGAGGCUUAUGAAGCUUCUGAAGGUUUUGCUUACCAGUGGAAUUACAUGGUGGAGAAUCAAUACCAGCUUAACAAAGAUGAUGUGUUUGUGUUGUUAUGUGGUGGAUGGUAAUGAUGGAUUGAAGGAUGGAUCAUGCUCGAACCGUAAUGAAUCUUCUCCACUGGAUACCAAGUCUCGUUCUUUGGUUCUCCAAAACUACUUUGGAACAAAUCCGAAUUUAACGCAAGCUUGCGCUGAUAAUUCAUCUCCGUUGAUCGAAAUGGUUACAACUUGCGAUGAAGCAGCGGGUAAAAGGUGGCCUAACUUCAUCGCCGUUGAUUUUUACCAGGUGAUCUUGGAAAAGAGUGAUGGUGGAGGAGCUGCAGAAGCUGUAGAUGAAGUAAACGGUCGUGUCACGUGUGGUUGUGACAGUUUAGUCCUUUGCAAGUCAAACGUACCAUUUGGAACAUGCGAUGCUCCUGCUCCGAAGGCAGCUCCGACACCAGUCGCCGGAGGAGAGUCUUCACGAAAUCCUAGGAGGGAUCUUCCGGGAGGUGAUGCUGGUUCUACAGCAAUUGGCUUCUCAUCUCUCGUUAUCAUCUCUGCGGCGACUCUCUUGUUGUGGUGA
Messenger RNA from Thlaspi arvense, 948 nucleotides. The record is from the annotation of a GenBank genome assembly. NCBI's taxonomy places the organism in Eukaryota, Viridiplantae, Streptophyta, Magnoliopsida, Brassicales, Brassicaceae.